AUGCCAGGCCAGGGCGACACGGCAUCACCGGCCGCUACUGCAGGCCAGGGCGACACGGCUUCACCGGCCGCUAGUGCAAGCCAGGGCGACACGGCAUCACCGGCUGCUACUGCAAGCCAGGGCGACACGGCACCACCGGCCGCUAGUGCAAGCCAGGAUGACACGCCAUCACCGGCCACUACUGCAAGCCAGGACGACGCGGCACCACCGGCCGCUACUGCAGGCCAGGGCGACACAACUUCACCGGCGGCCAGUGCAAGCCAGGGCGACACGGCACCACCGGCCGCUACUGCAAGCCAGGGUGACACGGCACCACUGGCGGCCACUGCUAGCCAGGGCGACACAGCAUCACCGGCCGCUAAUGCAGGCUAG
Sycon ciliatum is the source of this 372-nucleotide messenger RNA. RefSeq lists its product as uncharacterized. Lineage: Eukaryota; Metazoa; Porifera; Calcarea; Leucosolenida; Sycettidae. The transcript is spliced from 2 exons. The record is from RefSeq and is a predicted model, not a curated record. Bases 1 to 372 code for a protein of 123 amino acids.